UCUAAGUGAUUCUGAGGAUCAUCACGAGCGUGCACGGAGACUGUUAGCACAUUAUGGAGCCACCAAAACGAAUAAAUAUCAGCAGUUAGGAAGCUUUUUGACAUGCUAUCGCCCAAUAAUGACAUCAUCUUCAAUCAGUCUCAGAGAGGAGGUUAUUUAGGUAGGUGUGUGAGAAUGGGUGAAUGACUGAAUGUGUAAAGCGCUAUACAAAUACAGGCCAUUUACAUUCCAGACAACUCAACAGAGCUACAAUUUAGUCAGUCUACAAAGAGCUGAAGCUGAGACUUUAUGUUCUAGAGCUCAAACUUUAACUAAGGACCUGCCUCAGACACAAUCAUUCCACAAUUUUAAAUGCAGUAAGAGUCCAGAGUUUAUCGUCAUCACUUUCUUUUUGCAUGUGUCCCUGUCUUUCUCCAGAACUCCCACAGCAUUAUGUCUGUAAGAAGAGGAGCUCCAGUGUGGACCAGGAGGAACCAGAAGCUCCACAGAUUAAAGAGGAACAGGAGGAACUGUGCAGCAGUCAGGAGGAGACUGAUACCUCUAUGGUGACUGCUGUUUAUGAGGAAAGUGAGCAAAAUGAACCAGAAUCAAACGGCAAUCAUCUCCUCUCUCAUAGCUCUGCUGUUGCUGAGAGCCAAAAUCAGGAAGGAAGCAUGGAUGUAGAUUCAGGGUCAAAUACAAAUAGAACCAAAAGUCACAACUAUGCAGUAGAUUCCCCUGCGUCGAAGAAUCAGUGUAACUCUGACAAAUGUAAAAAGUCUUUAGAAUGUGAGAUUUGUGGAAAAGUUUUUAAGCAGAAUUAUGAAAUGAAAAGACAUUACACAGUUCACACAGGUGAGAAACCGUAUUUUUGCAAAACUUGUGGGAAAGGUUUUACUCAGAGGGGUGCUUUGACUUACCACAUGAGAAUUCACACAGGUGAGAAACCAUAUUCUUGUAAAACAUGUGGAAAAAUGUUUGCAUACAGUAGCGAUUCACUGAAGCACAGGCGAAUUCACACAGGUGAGAAACCAUAUCCUUGUAAAACUUGUUUGAAAAUGUUUGCCUGUAGCAGUUCUUUAUCUAUCCACAUGAGGACUCACACAGGCGAGAAACCUUAUCAUUGUAAAACAUGUGGUAAAAUGUUUGCCUCUAGAAAUUAUUUGUUAAAGCACACGAGAACUCAUACAGGUGAGAAACCUUAUCUGUGUAACAGCUGUGGGAAAAUGUUUGCAUUUAAUAGUUCAUUAUUGAAGCACAUGAGAACUCACACAGGUGAGAAACCUUAUACUUGUAAAACAUGCGGGAAAAUGUUCAGAUGUAGUAGUCAUUUAUUGGUGCAUAUAAGAACUCACACAGGCGAG
Molecule: messenger RNA, 1343 nt
Organism: Pundamilia nyererei
Lineage: Eukaryota; Metazoa; Chordata; Actinopteri; Cichliformes; Cichlidae
Product: oocyte zinc finger protein XlCOF19-like
Exons: 2
Biological process (GO): embryo development; regulation of transcription by RNA polymerase II
Cellular component (GO): nucleus
Molecular function (GO): RNA polymerase II transcription regulatory region sequence-specific DNA binding; DNA-binding transcription factor activity, RNA polymerase II-specific
Source: RefSeq, a predicted model, not a curated record